GCGUGUGUGUGUGUUGCCAGUGAGCGGCUGGCAGCCAAUCGUAAGUUAGCCUGGUUCGGACGGACUCGUCGCACGCUCCUCCACUCCCUCCGCGUGCUGUCCUUGCCGUGCACGCGCGUGGUACCCACGGUCGUGAGGAGGCGGAGGAGGAGGAGGAUGUUGCGCGUGAAGGGGAAAUGGCUGCCGAAAACAAGCCGGAAGGACUGAAGAAAGUUCGUAAUCCGGAUCGAAUGUACAGAUCAGCCGUGUGUUAUGCUGGCCACGGUCCACCAAAGAGUAUCAGUGAUGACACAGAGACUAACAAUGAUCAUGGACAUUUGAAAAUAUACCUGCCCAAGAAGCUGCUUGAGUGUCUACCCAAAUGCACCUCCCUGCCCAAGGAGAGACACCGCUGGAACACCAAUGAGGAGAUCGCAGCUUACUUGAUAACAUUUGAAAAGCAUGAAGAAUGGCUAACAACGUCCCCUAAAACAAGGCCGCAGAAUGGGUCGAUGAUAUUGUACAAUAGGAAGAAGGUCAAGUACAGAAAGGAUGGCUACUGCUGGAAGAAGAGGAAAGACGGGAAGACCACACGGGAGGAUCACAUGAAGCUGAAAGUGCAAGGAGUUGAGUGUCUCUACGGCUGCUAUGUCCACUCGUCCAUCAUCCCCACCUUCCACCGUAGGUGCUACUGGCUGCUCCAGAAUCCUGACAUUGUGCUCGUCCACUAUUUGAAUGUGCCGGCCAUUGAGGAUUGUGGCAAACCAUGCGGUCCGAUCCUGUGUUCCAUCAAUACGGACAAGAAGGAGUGGGCCAAAUGGACCAAGGAGGAACUGAUCGGCCAGCUGAAACCCAUGUUUCAUGGCAUCAAGUGGACUUGCAGCAACGGGAACAGCAGCUCUGGCUUCUCAGUGGAGCAGCUAGUGCAACAGAUACUGGACAGCCACCAAACUAAGCCACCUCCCCGGACUCACAACUGCCUCUGCACUGGCACGCUGGGUGCUGGUAGCAGCGUGCACCACAAAUGCAACAGCGCCAAACAUCGCAUCAUCUCCCCGAAGGUGGACCCCCGUACAGGAUCCUACAGCAGCGCUCAUUCAGAACUGCAAAACAACGACGUGUCCGAGGGGAAAACUGAGAACAGCGGCCAUGGCGGGGGAGGAGGAGGAGGAGGAGGAGGCAGUGCCAGGGAGAAACGCAACGGUAAAGUCCACAAGCCCAUCUUGCUACACCAGAACAGCACCGAGGUGUCAUCCACCAACCAGGUUGAGGUUCCGGACACGACCCAGAACUCCCCCGUGUCCAUCAGCAGUGGCCUCAACAGCGACCCAGACAUGGCUGACAGCCCUGCGGUGACAGGAAUGAGUCACGUGGCCUCCGUCAUGUCCGGCCUUACCCAGGGCGUUUUCAUGUCAGAAGUGGCCGGAGACCCCGUCUACAGCAUGUCUCCGACUGGUGGCCCCAACGCUCACCUCAUGGGUGCUGAUGCCAGCUCGCAGGCUUUGGUGCUCUCCGUGACCUCUGAUCGUCACAAGUUCGCGUUUGCCAGCGGAGCAGUGGGGGAACCCGGGAGCACGGGCGACAGUCUUUCCAUGUUGUCCGCAGCUGGGGUUUCGGAGGAACUGGCUCUCUCAAGCAGUCUGGACUCUGGAACCAUCAAGAUCCCAGAGACCAACAUGAACUUUGACCCUGACUGCUUCCUGAACAACCCCAAACAAGGCCAAACCUAUGGAGGCAGUGCAAUGAAGACAGAAGGAAGCUGCGCCUCAUCCUCCUGCGGGGUCAGCGGUGGUGUCACCGACGACGCUCUGCAGAGCUCUCCCGCCAUGCCAGACAAUGGCUACAGCUUCGGAUCAGCUUUAGUGAAGAACAUCAAGACUGAAGACACCUCCUUUGAGCAGCAGCUGGCCAAGGAGAGUGGCUACCAGGUGGGGGCAGUAGUGAACUGUGGUGGCGGCGUGUCGGUGCCACCUGCUACCAGUUCAGGUCAGGGCAGCCUAACACUGAACCCAGCAGGAUCCUUGCUUCCUUCUGGUGGUGGUUUAAGUCCCAGCACCACCCUGGAGCAAAUGGAUUUCAGUGCUAUCAAUGCCAAGCAGGACUAUGCAUCCGGCGCUUCUGCCGUGAGCUAUGGUCAGGCCAUUUCUAGUCCUCGCAUGCCACACCAGAACCGUUCUCCCAGUUUCUUCCUUCAGGAUGCUUCUCAGUCCAGCCAGGCACAACAGGGAAGGGCCAGCAUGGGCCAGAAAACACACAUGAUGGAGCACAACACCCAGGAAACUGGAGCCUAUAUGGCGCUGCAUGUGGUGAAGGCUGAAUCUCCUACUAGUAAUGGUCACCUACACCACCACCAACAGACCCAACAUAGGGCCAGCUGUAAUGGAGGCUCACCAACAGACAGCGGUAGCCAGACUGGAUCCCUGCAGCUGCUCCAGUACCGGGGGACUUUUGCUGGGCUCGGCAAUGAACACGAGGAGGUGGUGGUUCUGGAGCAGCCGGCCGGUGUGAGUUCUGGCCAGGCUAGAGCGCCCGAGAAUGGAGCCGAGAAUCUACUCAAGCCAGGAGAUCAAUUGCAGUCCUGUGUGGCAGGAAACGGAGAAGGAGGCGCCACUGAGCACUAUAUUCAGACAUCAGAUGGCGGUGGAGUAGGAGGAGGAGGUGGAGGAGUAGGAGGAGGAGGAGGAAAUGGUGGUGCGGCCGAAGGCAUGGCACUUCCCAAUGGAAAUGGAGACGAUGGCUGCGAUCAUAUGCCACAGCAACAGCAGCUGCAGCCACUCCUCCAGGGAGCAGGCAUGGUCCAGGGACUCUUCAACGCUGUUGCAAGCCACCAAGGCUUGGGGGGAGCCGCCAAUAACGGAGGAGCAGGGGGCACUGGCAUGGAGAUCAGCCUAGAUCACUUUGACAUCUCUUUCGGAAACCAGUUCUCGGACCUAAUUAACGACUUCAUAUCAGUGGAUGGCAGUGGAACGGCCAUGUCUGCCGGAGGAAGCCUCUAUGCUCACCAGCUUGUCACUUCACACAGCUCGGAGAGUCCAAACACUGCCGGCGGGGGUCCCCAAGAGAGGCACGAGGAUGCCAGGGGGUCUGGCUACAACCCAUCAGAGCUCUGCCUUCAGCCAUGCUGCAGCCCCCAGUCUCUGAGCGGGGGUGCUGGUGCAGCGGGGAACACUGGAGAGGCGGCGUCGCUGUCCUACAUGAAUGUAGCCGACGUGGUCUCUGCUGCCGCUGCGCACGGCGCGCUGGGCAUGCUCCAGGCCACUGGGCGGCUCUUCAUGGUCACUGACUACUCUCCUGAGUGGUCCUAUCCUGAGGGCGGUGUGAAAGUGCUAAUCACGGGCUCCUGGCAAGAAGCUGCCUCAAACUACAGCUGCUUGUUUGACCAGAUUUCAGUUCCAGCCUCUCUCAUCCAGCCGGGAGUGCUGCGUUGCUAUUGCCCAGCUCAUGACACAGGUCUGGUGACGCUCCAGGUGGCCGUUAGCAAUCAGAUCAUCUCCAACUCUGUGGUUUUUGAGUACAAGGCCCGUGCGCUUCCCUCGCUGCCCUCUGCUCAGCACGACUGGCUCUCACUGGAUGAUAACCAGUUCCGAAUGUCUAUCCUGGAGCGCUUGGAGCAGAUGGAGAGGAGGAUGGCGGAGAUGGCCAGCCACCAGCAGCCGACCACCGUAGCGAGUGGUGGGGCUGCAGGAGGAGGAGGAGGAGGAGGAAGUGGCGGAGGAGCGGGGGCAGGUGGAGGUGCAGGAGGUGGAGACAGCAACAGCCAGACACAGUGUGCGACAGGCCCAGCGCAGGCCAGUAGCUCCUUUGAGAGCCGUGUGGUUGUGGUUUGCGAGAAGAUGAUGAGCAGAGCUUGUUGGGCCAAGUCCAAACAUUUAAUCCACUCCAAGACUUUCCGAGGCAUGACGCUCCUUCACCUGGCUGCUGGCCAGGGCUACGCCACCCUCAUCCGGACGCUCAUCAAGUGGCGCGCCAAACAUGCUGAUAGCAUUGAUCUGGAGUUAGAAGUGGACCCUCUCAAUGUGGAUCACUUCUCCUGCACACCUCUGAUGUGGGCGUGUGCACUGGGUCACCUGGAGGCAGCCGCGGUCCUGUACAAGUGGGAUCGACGGGCCCUUGCAAUUCCAGAUUCUUUGGGCCGUCUACCUCUUUCCAUCGCCCGCUCUCGGGGCCAUACCAAAUUGGCGGAAUGUCUGGAGCAGCUGCAGCGGGAGGAGCGUCAGCCACCAGCGCCGCUACCCCCCACAACUCGCACGUCUUUCUCCCCAACGCUCGACACUCCCGCUGCAGACAGCUGGAUGCUCAGCUGGGCGAAUGAGAACGCAGUAACUCCCGGCGGUGGCAAGAGAGGAGGUCCUGCUACGACGACAACUACGUCCACCGACACCAGCCACAAUCCAGACUUGAGAAGGCCCAGGUCAGAACCUUCAAGUUACUACAGCAGCGAGGGCCAAAGAGACCUACCGCUAGCUAAAAAGCAUAAACCCAACCCACAGCAAUUUCAGACGCGGCCCGACAAGGCCGCGUCUGUUCCUCUUAGCCUGCAGCAGCAGCAGCAGCUGCUCCACAAGCUUUCCUCUAGCCCCAAGAGCCAGUCCUCGGAGAGCCUGGACACGAGUCUGUCGACAGGGGGCAGCACGGGGACAGCCAGGUGGACCUCCAGGGAGGAGACUUUUUCUGGUAGCAACAUGGGGAGGAAGGGUCUGGGGGUCGACGAGAGUGGCAUUUUGGGGAAGGAGAAGCCCGUCAGCCGCUUACGCCAGCGGGAACAACUCAGCAUGCUGGUCAUGGCGGAGAGAAGCGUGGCUGACGCAGAAAUGUUAUCCUAUCAGGAUGAUCUGGAGAAUCAAGACUGUCUCACACAGAUGGAUAACCUACAGGCAAAUAUGAUGACUCUGGCCGAGCAGAUCAUCGAGGCAACACCGGAGAGGAUCAAGAGGGAGCAUUUUUCUUCUGCUGACUCUUUGCCGGGAGACACAUCAGGGGUCAACAGCACCAUGAACUGGCUAGCCAACUACCUGGGAGAUGUAGAGCAGCUGCCCAGCAUCUUACACCUACGAUCCCUGCACAACGAUCCUGUGACCUCCUCGUCCAACCCCAGCCUAAGUCCUGGGCUUACCCCGCUGGGAGAGGGGCCCUUGGAGAGGCCCGCACUUCCAUCCCCGGCAGACUGGAGCGACUUCAUCAAUGCCUCCAACAGCAAAGUGGAGAGAGACCUGGCCCAGCUUACUCUGUCCGAUCCAGAGCAAAGAGAGCUAUACGAAGCUGCCCGUCUCGUUCAGACUGCCUUCCGCAAGUACAAGGGGCGGCCGCUUCGAGAACAACAGCAAGUAGCCACUGCUGUUAUUCAGCGUUGUUACAAGAAAUACAAACAGCUUACAUGGAUAGCCUUGAAGUAUGCACUUUAUAAGAAGAUGACGCAGGCCGCCAUCCUUAUCCAGAGUAAAUUCCGCAGCUACUACGAGCAGAAGAAGUUCCAGCAGAGCAGAAGGGCCGCCGUGCUCAUUCAGCAAUACUACCGCAGCUACAAGGAGUUUGGCAGGCUCAAGCCCCGGCACCGCGAAGCGGCUGCUGCCCUGAUGCAGCACAAAAUGAGAGGUAGUCUGCUCACAAAGAGGCAAGAUCAGGCCGCCCGGAAGAUCAUGAGGUUUCUGCGUCGCUGCCGCCACAGCCCCUUGAUGGACCAUAGACUGUUCAAGCGGGGUGAAAGAAUCGAAAAGGGCCAGGGAACAUGAGCAUGCUCACAAGCCCGCCCUCCCAAUGUGACGUCUCUCCGCCAGCGGCUCCUUUUUAAUUGGUCUUUUUUUUUUUUCCUUUGGACCCACCAUUGAACAACAGAAGCAGAUGGAAAAAUAGCAUCAGUGCAAAGUGCAAUGCCCCCCCCCCCACACACACACACACAAACAGUUUCACUUGGAGAGUUGCAACUUUAUGGGAUUCUAAACUUGUGGGGGUGAGGACACUGCAGCAUUUCUCUUCAUGGCAUUUUUUUUUGUUUAAAUUGUUUGCACUUUUUCCUGGACAUAAUGAAAGAAGAGAGCGAUGGACAAGCCUGACAAAGUCAAUCAAAGUGAAGCUAAAACUAGGCUGCUGCUGCUGCUGCUGAAUAUCUGACACCAUGAGGGAGACCAUGCUGGAAGACUCUUCAUUGUAUUCCAGCAAUUUUUCAAGUGACCAAUGUUUUUUUUUGGUUGUUGUUGUUGUUUUUACACCCAAAACAUCAGCCACAUGGAUAGCACACACAGUCUGAUGGCAUCCCAGAGCAUUGCGCCCCGUCUCUCGGCCCAGCCAGCCAGAGCGCCAAGUGAAUGUAAUCGACUCGGUGCACGAGCAAACGGGGGAUUCAAUAGUUGCCUGUUGUUACUUGAUGACUUGAAUUUGUUCCAUGCUGUUUGUCCCUUCAUGUCUAAUGUAUUACCGGGUUCUGUGCUGUAAAAUCCAAUCCCCCCCCCCAAAAAAAUGCAUGACUUAUGGCUAAGUGAAGUCUUUGCUAAUGUUUUAUGGUCACAGCAGGCUGAGCCUUCAUUGUCUUUGUUACUCACUUUGGCUGUUUUUUGUUUUGUUGUUGUUGUAACACACGGGCUCCUGGUCAGGUUCCGCUUUUUAUUCAGUGAACUCCCGAGCCUGCCAGGCAGGGCUUUUGAGGGGAAGAUCACAUACAUUGCCUUGACAUCUUAGAGGUUCUUUCAGGGGUCGCUAAGGUUGUCCCAAAAUAGGGGUUUGACAAAUCCAUAUUUUUGAGAAUUGAGCAAACAUUUCUGUAUAUAACGAAGGCUGAAAGUAUGUAGGAAUAUAAAACACAGACGCGCGCACACACACACACACACACACACACACACACACACACACACACACACACACUACGCACACAUUAACCCAAAAGGGAUUGUAUUUUAGAAAUAUAUAUUAUUUUAUCCAAAAAAAAAAAUGGGCCACAGAGGUAUGAGACAAAAAAAUAAUAUUUGUAUAGUUUUCUUUGAAUGCCUAAGAAGUACAGAUGUAUUGUUUGUACAUAGUGUAUAUAACUGGGAUAAAUAUGAGUAUUAUGUGCAUGUAAAGUAAGAAGAGUCAAGGGGGUGGGGGUAGGGAGCACAACAAAGCAGUAGUGGCUGUGCUCUGUCAGAGGAAAACAAUUUCACUAUUGGAGUGUCUUAUUUUGAUUGUCCUGUUCAAAAAAAAAGAAACAUUUUGCUCAAGCAUGUGAUUAAUGCCACAUGGAAAGUCAAAUGAAAACUCUGUCUGUAGUGUUCGGGAAAGUCGGUCAAAAUCACCCAAGUAUGUUUAUGUUCCUGUUUUUUUCCUUGGAUUUAUGUUGGGCUACCCAGAAUCCUUUGCCAAUGGUGACGAGGAGCGUCAAUGCUGCACAGCUUAGGAAAACAUCAUUUGACAAGGCAGGCAAACAUAGCGGCCAAUACCUGUACUCGAGUCUCUCUCUCUACAUUUACGGCUGACUGAUCAUCCCCAGGAUACCGAUAACAGUAAGAGGCAAUCACGUUUCAGAAGAAGGCAUUACAUCACCAUCACGAUGACUCCUUAGCAGAGUUCACUUUGCAAAAGCUGUGGCGUUUUUCCAAGAUUGUGAUUGUCAGCCUUGAGCAGGCAGGUUCUUUCGCCCGCAAGCCAAAAGUCUCUUUCAAUGUGGCACGCAGUUGCUGCUUCGUAUUGAAUGACGACAUCCCCCUCACAUUCAGUAUUUCCUUCUUGAUCAAGGCUGCCAAGUUCCAAAGUGAACUUGUGCUGUGUUUUGUGUGAUGAGGUCAAUGUUUCAAGCCGAAACACGUUAGUUAGUAUUACGGUGCAUGGCUGCAUUUCCUUCCCAAGCAGCCCAAGGUGCUACUUUUACUGGAUCCACAAGCGAAAAUUAAAAAUUGACACUCACUGUGUGCAAAACUACAGUCAAUGGGUGUAUUUUGCAUCUUAGUUUGAAUCGGCUGCCUCUGGUCGUGUUUGUUCAACAAUAAUUGGGCAAAAUUGCUGUGUCUGUCUUUCACUUGCCUGUCCCUAAUUGUGUUUUGUCUGUGUUUAUGUUGGACGUGCCUCUUCACCCAAGGUCAAACAAAUCUAAAAAAAUGUCAAUUUGAGUUACGGACAGAUCAACAUUGUUACCUUCCAUUGGCCAUGCCCUAGCUCAUAUGAGAGACUCUCGUGGCACCAGCGGCCGUCCAUGCAGCUUGUCAACAUGCAACUUUCUCCACUUCUUUUUUUUUUUUGGUUCUUUCCUUUGUCCUUUCAUUCCUUUUGUCCGUUGCUUCUGCCUGGCACAGGGUUCUCAAAUCCCAUUCGGAAAUGCCACUACUGGCGUUUGUUGCAAUGCAUAAUCAACCUCAGGCGUGCAGGUGGGAUGCAUAGCCAAUGCAAAGUUGCUAAAAGGGGGGGGGGGGCGGUUAAUUACGCUUGCAUGGGUAAAAUAGUUACCUGGCUGAUAGAAGUGCACCUGAUGCAUGCUUUCUUUCCUUGAAUCAGUAGUCGGACAAACUUAUGUCCAACAGGUUUGAUGCGCCACUGACAGGCCAGAGAGCACAUGCUCAACAAGCAGUUUGAAUAAACAGUAGCUGCUUAUGUUUUCAUGGCAAAGCAUGAGGACUCUUUUUCAGCCAGCUCGAAAGGAGCUUUUUUUUUUUUUUUUUUUUUUUUUUUGCUUUCUUUAAUUGAGAUUUGUCAUUCCUUUCAGUCGAGUCUGUGUGCUUCAAAUUUGAAUGAGCUGAUUCGCCAAACAACGCAGAAGACGUCGUCGCAAACAUGUCAUCGAGCAGCAUUGCUCUGCUCCUUUGUCCCCCUUCUGUCUUUUACUCAGGGUGCCAAAAUGGGGAGGAGGAAAGAGAGCAAAGCAGAAUUGGAUGAAUUGGAAUCACCCAAGUCGGUAUGUUUCUUUUUGCAACGGUGGCCUGUCAAAUGGGGUGGCCCAGCCGAUUAGCAUAAAACACAACAGAGAAGCUCUGUGGAAUGAGCCUCUUUUUACUGAAUAACACCCAACUAUCAGCCUUUCCUCCUCCUCUUUUUGCCACCACCCGUGCCAGAGAGAGGUUCAGCCCAGACACAUCGGGACAGCAAGAAGUCUCGCGACAUCUUCCACUCGUUAACACAGAGCGAUGCGUUCGGAACGAUGGGCCGACUGACUCUUAUGCAAGAAAAGCAUUCGGUAGUUUACGGAGGCAAACGAAAUGGCAACCUGUACCCAACUGCACGUUUUCACCCACUUCCAAAGGAGAAAAAUAAAAAGGCCCGACUCCGAUAGAAAGCUAUGGGCCCUCUACACUCUGCAUGUGAUGAACUAGUGUUAGAUCUCCUUUCCUCUCCUCUAUAACGCUCUUUUUCUGUCUCCCCUGUUACAAAAUGUGACUUUUCUCCUGCCCUCUAAUGUUCCAGCUCCCAUCGGUUCUCCGAAUGUGUUUUUGCUUCCUUCUUGCUUUUUGCCCUCUCCUCUAUCUCUUACCUUGUUUGUAGCUUUUGUUUUUGUAACUGUGCAUGUACAAGCGUCACUGACUCGAUGGAUAUGUUUAAAAAAAAAA
Messenger RNA from Hippocampus comes (tiger tail seahorse), 9482 nucleotides. It is a transcript of the gene camta1a, whose product is annotated as calmodulin binding transcription activator 1a. Gene Ontology annotation, biological process: regulation of transcription by RNA polymerase II. Gene Ontology annotation, molecular function: double-stranded DNA binding; protein binding; transcription coregulator activity. NCBI's taxonomy places the organism in Eukaryota, Metazoa, Chordata, Actinopteri, Syngnathiformes, Syngnathidae. Bases 177 to 5708 code for a protein of 1843 amino acids. The transcript has 25 exons. The record is from RefSeq and is a predicted model, not a curated record. Gene Ontology annotation, cellular component: nucleus.